Hyalella azteca is the source of this 4491-nucleotide messenger RNA. Its product is annotated as mucin-5AC-like. Gene Ontology annotation, molecular function: ATP binding; protein serine/threonine kinase activity. Gene Ontology annotation, cellular component: nucleus. The transcript has 10 exons. The annotation marks the transcript as partial. Gene Ontology annotation, biological process: positive regulation of apoptotic process; intracellular signal transduction; protein phosphorylation. NCBI's taxonomy places the organism in Eukaryota, Metazoa, Arthropoda, Malacostraca, Amphipoda, Hyalellidae. The record is from RefSeq and is a predicted model, not a curated record.
UACCCCCAGGGGCAAGUACGCGGUGGUACGUCGCGCGCACCGCACGGUGCACGUGGCCGGAGGAGGUACACGACAGGAGUGGUACGCUGCCAAGUACCAGCGGAAGCAGCGCCGUGGCACCAACGUACGCCACGGCAUCCUGCACGAGGCCGCCGUGCUAUAUCUGCUGCGCCACCACGACAGCUGUAUACAGCUGCGCGGCCUGUACGAGACGCAGCACGAGAUGAUACUGCUGCUACAGCUGGCCCCCCACGGGGAGGUGCAGCGUCUGGUGGACGAGGCCCCCGCGGGGGUGGGGGAGGCCGUGGCCCUCCAGUGUGUGAGGGACACACUGCGGGCCCUUAUGGCCCUCCACACCCUCAACCUGGCCCACCUCGACCUCAAGCCCCCCAUCCAAAGUGGGUCAUCCAAAGGUGGGUCAUGUCCUCAUCCAAUGGCCCCCCACGGGGAGGUGCAGCGUCUGGUGGACGAGGCCCCCGCGGGGGUGGGGGAGGCCGUGGCCCUCCAGUGUGUGAGGGACACACUGCGGGCCCUCAUGGCCCUCCACACCCUCAACUUGGCCCACCUCGACCUCAAGCCCCCCAUCCAAAGUGGGUCAUCCAAAGGUGGGUCAUGUCCUCAUCCAAUGUGGGUCAUCCCCAACCCCUCCACCAAGCCCACCCUCUAUAUCGUCCCCCCUCCUGGGGAACCUGGGCUGCUGCAGCUGCAGCCUGCAGUUCUGGACAAGCUGUUAUGUGAAGAACCUAUCUCUGACCACCUCACCGUAGAACCUCAGCCCUUCGCCAGAACUUAUUUCAAGCAGCAGCAUGGGCACGUGGAGCUACGUGAGGUGCUGGGCACGUGGAGCUACGUGAGGUUCUGGGCACGUGGAGCUACACCCACUUUUGCUGACCCGGCAGCCCCGGAGGUGCUGCAGUACGAGCCCAUCAGCCUGGCUACGGACAUGUGGUCGGUGGGUGUGCUGGCGUACGUGCUGCUCUCCGGCCACUCCCCCUUCACGGGGGACACCAAGCAGGAGACCUUCCUCAACAUCACCCAGGGGGACCUGGACUUCCCUGAGGACUUGUUUGGGGACGUCAGUCCUGCCGCCAUGGACUUCAUCUCAGCCCUCGUACAACUCAACCCCAGCUGCCGACUGUCAGUGGAGCAGGCGCUGCAUCACCCCUGGUUCAGCGGGUUCGCCUCCCUUCCCCCCACUGUGGGGGACACACAGCCUCCCGUGGGGGUCGGACAGACCCCCGUGGGGGUCGAACAGCCCCCCGUGGGGGUUGUUUACUCCGCGGCUACUUCGUCAGACGACGAACAUUUCCGGCUGAGCCCUAGCAAUGGUCACGCCGCGGCCAGAAACGGUGCUUUGGCUCUAGGAAAUUCCAGUGAUGAGGUUGAAAACAGCAGUAAAAGGGUUGAAAAUGGAGGUAAAAGGGUUGAAAAUGGCAAUGAAAGGGUUGAAAAUGGUGGUAAAUUGGUUGGAAACGACAGUAAAGGGGUUGAAAAUGGUGGUGAAGUGGCAGAAAAUAAUGUAAAUGAUGAGGAACCAACACGCGUGGGAGCUUCAAUUGGGACAACAAAAGGCCUCAUCCCUUCCGAUGUGGGACGUAAGUCCACUGCCAUCACUGGGAACAUUUCAGAUGCUUGCACAGAAAAGAAGGUAACAUCGAAGUCCACUGAAGUCCACAACUUCCAGGAAUCUGGAACUGAAAUUGUCUUCACGUCUACCUACGAUAACCUCAAUGUUGCCGGUUCUGGCGCAUCUGCUGCAGGUGCUGAGAUGUCUGCACCUGCAGCUGUAGAUGGUUAUGCUGUACCCAUUGCAGCUGAGUGUGCCGCUGCACCUGUUGCACCUGCUACACCUGUUAUCCUCGAGUCAGUUACAACAAAUGCCACGGUAGCUGCAGCUGAUGACCUGCCGCAGUUGUCAGAAGACGUACAGAACAUGUGCACCUCCAGAGCCACCAUUAACUUUGCCCCCUCUAACGUAUCUAAAAACAUGGUCCCUUCUCCCUCCAGUUCUGCUAAACCCAAACUGCCCCCCAAACCUUCUAAAAUCUCCACUCCCGCCGCGCCUGCAGAUUCUGGUACUAAAAAGAACCCAAUAAGCAAACCGCCUGUGGCCCGGAAACCGGUUCUGCCUGCCUAUUGCAAACUAAGGUUCCCAGAGUCAUCACCGAAGCCUGUCAGUACUAAGAACUCGAGACCGCCGUCCACUGAGAACCGUGUUGGUUCUUCCAGGUCGCCUGAAGGUUCUUCAGUUUUGUCGAGACGGAACAGCAACUCCCCAAGUUCUCGUUCCCCUAGAACUAGUCCCCAGCUCCCUAGAAGGUUCUCACAAACAACUGAUGGUUCUUCCCGAGGUUCUUCCCCUUGCAAUGCCAGGAACAACGAUAGUUCUGAUUGUGCUGGGAAGAACCUAUCUGAUGGGGAUUUGGCUCCAAAGGACAUCUCUAGCCCCAAACAGCCUCCUGGGGGAUCACCGACCCCCGGGAGGAGAUAUACGUCCCCCAAACAAUCCCCUUCCCCGUCCCGGAAACACUCAGGUUCCUCUCGAAGGUCCUUUGAGUCUCCCCCUGUCUGUAGGAGGUCGUGGCCUGCAGCCGACAGACGGUCUCCCCCUGCAUCCUCAUCCCAAAAUGGGGAAGCCACAAUAUUUUCUAGAAGCCACAACUCCCCACCUGCAACGUCAUCCCGUCGCAGUCUAGAAGGAUGUGAAUCAGGAGAUCGCCCCAACUCCAGAAGCCAGCACUCAACCUCUUCCUCACCAUCUGAGGAUGAAAGUCUCAAAGACUCCACCACUGGAAGCCCUCAUCGGCUGUCCAGAAGCUGCACCCACACCCCAUCCUCCUCCCCAAGUGUGGCCAGAAGUGUCCACGUAUCACGUCGCACCCAAGCCUCCCCCACGAGGCAUUUGUCCCGCAGGUUCGAGGAGUCCCCCACCAGGAACUGUUGCCGCCCACGUCUGCUGGAGGGCAGUGCAGGGGAACCCAGUCUGAGGGCAGCCUCUCCGUCUCCAACCCGCACCAUCACCUCCGUCAUCACCAAAACCCCCGCCACCACCACCACCAUCAGCGCCCGAUCCCCCAGAAGUAUUUUCUCCAGGAACGUCGAGGCCCUUCAUAACGGGUCUCCCACGUACCAGCCUCUUAAGGGUAAUUCAAUAUCCAAGUGCUCGUCUUCAUCAGGGGUGAACCACAGCGAUACUGCUGGUGCCCGGUCUCUCGAUGCAGUUUCUGCCACAAAAGUGGGUCCAGGAGGUGCGGCAACCCCCAACGGGCUGUCCCCUGCCAGCCGUAAGACCCCGUCUCACUCGCCCCCCAUGUUCCAGCCUGCGCCUAAGAAGUCCAACACAGUGUCUGAUUUUUUCUCCAGCACUAACGGCCUGCAUGGCCGGGAAUAUGAGAAACGUGAUGGAGAACAGUUGCCUUUCGUCGGUAACAACCCCAGCGGUAUUCCCCGAGGGGAUCAGGACGCUAAACCGCAUCAUGUACUGAGGACUAACAGGGGUUCACUUGAUGGGGAUCAAAGAGUACUACGAUCCCCAUUGGGACAACGACAAUCCCCCACUCCCACACACAACAAAAUUGGGAAGCCCACUCCAUCCAGUCACGAGAGCAGGCCGUUACACUCGAGUCAUGUAGCCCAGCCUCCCGUCCUUAGCCUCUCCAAGCCCAGGCUAGUCCCUAGACCCUCUCCGACCACCACUAAACCCCUCCCCAAACCCCGUCCUGCCCAUUUAAGCAUCAAGACUCCUACCCCCGAAACAGUGCAUUGUCCUCCAGUGACGUCAUGCUUUGCAGUGUUCUCAACCACAUCAUUAUCCUCCCCAGAGAAUUCCAUCCACAACUCGUUCUCUUCAUCCUCACAUUCCAGUGGGUCCAUUCCGUCCCGUCCUUGCAUGUCCCCGUCCAGUACGUCAUCUUCCUGCUCUGAUUUUAGCUACGCCAAGCCCUGGAAAGAUAACGUGGUCUCUCCUGCCUCGUUUUCUUUGAAGCUGGACAAAGAAAACGACCGCAACGCGCUCAACAGCCCCACCGAGAGCCACAAGAACAUCAGUUGGCGCGCUGACGCCGUCACGAGCGGAGGUCGUGUGUCGCUCGUCUCCGCUGGCGGCGAUGCAGAUGACGAAUCUGUAAUGGAUGUUGAUCAAUAUUCAUCGAUGGAAACUGACGAAGCUCCAUACCGGGGCGGUAUAUCGUAGUGCUAGAACCGUCCCAUAGAACUCCAGGCAAUAACGUUUUUUCUAUAUAAACCAUAUAUGUUUUCUGGAAUUAAAAAAUGUUGAGACACGCAAAAAUGGACGAAAAAAAAAUCGCUGGAAACCGUGACGAUGUAUAAAAUGUCUUUAUUGUGUAUUUAUUCUAUUACAGUCGUUAAGAAUGUACCAUUUAUACAACCACACAAAUAUUCUUCUAUUUCUGUAUCUUUUCCGCUGUAUUUCUUGCAUAUUAUUCACCAGCCUUGAUAUGUGGAUCGUUUAGUCUGUUUAUUUUUAAAUAA